CGCCACUUGGUAGAUCCGGAGGUCAGUCAGGUCACCGGCAGCGAGCAUCGUGCAUGGAGUUUAGAGUUUCAACCUUUCGUUAGCCGCGACGUCAGGCGGCCCAACAAACCGCCUGAAGGACUCCCGUAUUAAAGAUGCUGUCGUUCGGGCAGAGGAGCGUCGUCCUGAUCUACCAGUCGUCAAAAUGUUGUCAGAGACUUGUUGUGGCCAGCAUGUCUUCAGGACCUGUCCACCUGGAUAUCCCAGCCCAGGGGAGUCAGCAGCAGACAGACCAGUCGUCAGUGCUGCCUUCCCCUGACAGUCCCAUCCUACGUCUGGUAGACAAGAGUAGGUUACCUCGGUCCAGGUUCUCCCAGCCGGUGUACAGCUGGCUGGAAACUCUGGGAGAAAUAAAGGAUGAGAAGCUGGGAAUGGUACAGUUACACCCUGAUGUGUUUUCUACACAUCCCAGGAUGGACAUCCUCCACCGCUGUGUCAGGUGGCAAAAGUUCUACAGGAAAAUCAAUUAUGACUAUGCCAGGACCAGAGCUGACAUGAGGGGAGGUGGAAGGAAGCCCUGGCCUCAGAAGGGCUCAGGGAGAGCCAGACAUGGCAGUAUAAGGUCUCCACUCUGGCAUCUGGGUGGGAAGUCCCAUGGCCCACGGGGACCCUACAGUUACUACCAGUACCUGCCACUGAAGGAGAGGGCACUGGGGCUGAAAGUGGCACUCACUGUCAAACACAGUCAGGGUGAUCUCCACAUUGUGGAUGGGUUAGAAAUUCCCACCGCUGAUCCUGAGUACAUGGAGGACCUGAUGAGAUAUAGAAACUGGGGAAAGUCUGUUCUUCUUGUGGAUUUGAAUGAAGAUAUACCAGAAAACAUAUGUGAGGCAUCUGCACAGCUGAAGACCAUAAAUGUCAUGCCUUUAGUUGGUCUGAAUGUUUACAGCAUGCUGAAACAUGACACCCUCGUGCUGUCACUGCCCUGUGUCCAGAAGCUGGAGGACAAACUCCUGUACCAGGACCACAGACACAGCCACGGGGGCUUGGGAACAAUAUCAGGAGACAGAGAUGUGUUUACAGGGACUUGGACUGAGAAAUAGUUCUUUACCUGUACCCCCUGGGUAACUCUAGGAGGAUGUAACGUUACAUGUGCAGUGGAACAUUAACCAAAUAUCACUUGUAUAGAGAACUCGUAGAUGGUUUAAGAACUUACAGUCAACAAUUAACAUUGUAGCAGGAACCUCAAUGUAUCAUGAUGAUAAUAAACAAAUUGUAACAGGAACUUUGAAUGAUAUGAAUCAUAGCGUUAGAUGUUGUAGAGGUAACAUUAGUUUUCAUUUCCAAACUACAGCUGCUGCAGCUGUACACAUUAAAAAAGGGACAAAAGUA
This is a messenger RNA of Branchiostoma belcheri (Belcher's lancelet), 1371 nucleotides long. Its product is annotated as 39S ribosomal protein L4, mitochondrial-like. The transcript has 10 exons. The record is from RefSeq and is a predicted model, not a curated record. Bases 135 to 1082 code for a protein of 315 amino acids. Gene Ontology annotation, cellular component: ribosome. Gene Ontology annotation, biological process: translation. NCBI's taxonomy places the organism in Eukaryota, Metazoa, Chordata, Leptocardii, Amphioxiformes, Branchiostomatidae. Gene Ontology annotation, molecular function: structural constituent of ribosome.